Messenger RNA from Effrenium voratum, 933 nucleotides. The record is from the annotation of a GenBank genome assembly. NCBI's taxonomy places the organism in Eukaryota, Dinophyceae, Suessiales, Symbiodiniaceae.
AUGGCCCCUUGCGCGUGCCUCGGCUUUGUCUCGAACGCGGAGGAGGCGGCGGACCCGUGUGUCUUCAACGGCAAUGGGACGGGGCGCCCGGCGCGCGCGCUGACGCACGGACGCUGCGUCUGGUGUUGCUCGGAGGAGAUGGCUCGGCGCUCGGCGAGCCCGAAGCUUGAGAAGUUUCUCAUCUACACGCUCGUCAAUUUCAAGAGCGCGAACGAGGAAGUCUUCAAGAAGGCGACGGGGCGGUUGCCGGAGGACCGUCGGGCGGACAUUUUAGCGGAGGUCGCCGCGCGGCUGGAGCCCGAAGAAGAAGAGGACGUGGAAAUGGAGCCGGCGGAGAAGGGGGCCGACGGCGAGAGCGAGGAAAACGACGCGGAGGCGCCAGACUUUGCGGGGCUCGGAAUCCUCCCCGACGAACCGAGCGACGCGGGCGAGGGCGAGGAGGCCAGGCUGAAUAUCGACGCGGUCGACGGCGGCGAGGUGGACUUCGGCGACGCGCUGGACGAGGUCGAGUCGCCGUUCGAGUCUCUGAAGCCGGAGCGAGAGUGCCCCGGGCGAGACAGGGCAGCUUGCUCUUGGUCUACUUCGCAGCUCGAGCAGCCGGCGCGAACACAGCCAGCGCGCGGGCUGACCCAUUGCGUCUUCUGCGGCGACGCGCAGCUGGACAAGAUCCAGAACGGCUUCCAGCUGACCAAGACCCUCAAGGCGCUGCGCGAGCUUGACGACGCGAAGUACGAGGCGGCGCUGGAGAACCUGAAGAGCCGGAGGGGCGAGGCCUUUGCAGCGGACUUUGGGAGCCGCGUGGACUUGACCAUCUAUCGCGCUGUGGAGCGGCAGCAAGCGCCGCGCAAGAGUGUCCCGGAGCGCUGGAGCGACCUCCUACAACGCCGCGUGCGGGUUCAGGGGCCGCUAGACGGCGACGCCUUGGCAACCUAC